This is a messenger RNA of Capsella rubella, 2828 nucleotides long. RefSeq names its product protein phosphatase 2C 29. The record is from RefSeq and is a predicted model, not a curated record. Gene Ontology annotation, biological process: protein dephosphorylation. The transcript has 4 exons. The coding region runs from base 94 to 2454 and encodes 786 amino acids. Lineage: Eukaryota; Viridiplantae; Streptophyta; Magnoliopsida; Brassicales; Brassicaceae. Gene Ontology annotation, molecular function: protein serine/threonine phosphatase activity.
AAUUCAAAAAUCAAAGUUUUCUCUCCGAGAAAUCAUUUUUCUUUUUUAAAAAAAAAAGAAGAAGAAAGAAGAGAGUGUUGGAAACCAAAUGUGAUGGGAAGUGGAUUCUCCUCCGUCUUUCCUUGCUUUAAUCAAGCUCACCGUAACCGUCGCCGUCACUCAUCUGCGGCGAAUCCGAUUCAGUCUCUCUGUGAGCCGUUGGAUGAGACUUUAGGCCAUUCCUACUGCUACGUCCCUUCUUCUAACCGCUUCAUUUCUCCCUUUCCUUCCGAUCGAUUUGUUUCUCCUCCUGCUUCUUUCCGGUUAUCUCCUUCUCAUGAACCGGGUCGAAUCCGAGCUUCCGGAUCGUCCGAGCAGCUUCACACCGGCUUUAGAGCUAUUUCUGGCGCUUCCGUUAGUGCUAACACCUCCAAUUCCAAAACUGUCCUUCAGCUUGAAGACUUUUACGACGAUGCCACUGAGAGCAGUUUCCGCGGCGGCGGCGGCGGAGUUAGGAGCAGUGUUGUGAAUGCCAUUGGCUUUGAAGGAACCUCCUCCUUUAGCGCUCUUCCGCUCCAACCUGGUCCGGAUCGCUCGGGUCUCUUCAUGUCGGGUCCGAUCGAAAGAGGAGCCACUUCUGGCCCGUUAGAACCCCCUGCCGGAGAGAUUUCGAGAUCUAGUUCCGCCGGCGUGCAUUUCUCAGCUCCGCUCGGUGGUGCGUACUCGAAGAAGAGACGGAAAAAGAAGAAGAAGAGCCUCUCGUGGCAUCCGAUUUUCGGCGGGGAGAGGAAGCAGCGGCCCUGGGUUCUUCCGGUGUCGAAUUUCGUCGUCGGUGCGAAGAAGGAGAACAUUGUGAGACCCGACGUCGGAGCUACAGCGACGUCUGCCGGAGAGAACGAUUUACAGUGGGCAUUGGGUAAAGCAGGAGAGGAUAGAGUGCAGUUAGCUGUUUUUGAGAAGCAAGGAUGGCUCUUCGCUGGAAUUUACGACGGUUUCAAUGGACCUGACGCUCCGGAGUUUUUGAUGGCUAAUCUCUACCGUGCUGUUCAUAGUGAGUUACAGGGUUUGUUCUGGGAGUUGGAGGAAGAAGAUGAUAAUCCAACAAUACCUAAUUCCUCCGAUGUGACUAGGUUAGCUAGUGAUACUCUAGAAUUAGAGCAGCGAGGUCAAGUUGACGAAAUGGCAAGUUCGAGCUGUCCCGCGACAGGGAAGGAAGACAACGAGAUAGGAAAGAGAUUAACGUCUUCAUCAGAGGUGGUUGAAGUCAAGGAGAGGAAACGGCUUUGGGAGCUUCUUGCAGAGGCUGAAGCAGAAGAUGCGUUAGAUCUUUCAGGUUCUGAUAGGUUUGCAUUCUCGGUGGACGAUGCUAUCAGUGGAGGCAAUGCUGUGUCUGUGGGAAGUAAGAGAUGGAUGCUUUUGUCAAAACUGAAGCAGGGUUUAUCAAAACAGGGCAUUUCUGGGAGGAAGCUGUUCCCAUGGAAGACUGGUGUGGAGGAAAAUGAAACGGAGGAGGUAGAUAAUGUUGAUGUGGAAGAUCGGGUUGAUAAGAGAAGGAAGAGACGAAAGGCGGGUACGAUAGAUCAUGAGUUGGUUUUAAAGGCAAUGUCAAAUGGUCUUGAAGCCACAGAGCAAGCAUUCCUGGAAAUGACUGAUAAGGUUCUCGACACCAACCCUGAGCUUGCACUGAUGGGUUCGUGCUUACUGGUUGCACUGAUGAGGGAUGAUGAUGUGUAUAUAAUGAACAUAGGGGAUAGUAGGGCGCUUGUUGCACAAUGUCAGGUAGAAGAAACAGGUGCGGGUGUGGAGACAUCAGGAAGAGUAGAAGAGAGACGCAUUGAUUUAGAGAAAGAAAAUGUAAACAAAGAGCCUUCGGUCGUGGAUGGUAGCGAUAGUACAGUGAACAAUGAAGCUCCUUUGCCGCAAACGAAACUGGUUGCCCUGCAGCUAACAACAGAUCACAGCACGAGCAUCGAAGAUGAAGUAACAAGAAUAAAGAACGAGCACCCGGAUGACAACCAUUGCAUAGUGAAUGACAGAGUGAAAGGACGGCUUAAGGUGACUAGAGCGUUUGGAGCAGGGUUCUUAAAACAGCCUAAAUUGAACGAUGCUUUACUGGAAAUGUUUCGAAAUGAGUACAUUGGUACAGAUCCAUACAUAUCAUGCACACCUUCCCUUCGUCACUACAGGCUAGCAGAGAAUGAUCAGUUUAUGGUUCUCUCAUCUGAUGGACUGUACCAAUACCUGAGUAAUGAGGAAGUUGUUUCUCUUGCCAAGGAGAAGUUUCCAGAUGGAGAUCCUGCUCAGCAUGUGAUACAGGAACUUCUAGUCCGUGCAGCCAAGAAAGCUGGAAUGAACUUUCAUGAGCUUCUGGAUAUCCCGCAAGGAGAUAGAAGAAAGUAUCACGACGAUUGCACUGUAUUAGUGAUAGCACUUGGAGGAAGCAGGAUCUGGAAGUCAUCAGGAAAGUACCUUUGAGACCAUAAACCACACAAUUUGAAGGCAACGGAAAAAAACUCUUCCCUAUAAAUUAGCCUCUUUUGACGUUUAAUGCAGCAGAAGAAGAUCAAAAGGGUGCCGCCAAGUUGUCUUGCUUUUUGUUUCCUUCCUCUAUGUUUCUUAGCAAAUUUUGGGUCAGAUAGGUUGGGGUUUCUUUUAUUUUAAUAGGGUAGAGAGAUUGGAAUAGAGGUGAUAACUAAAAACAAAAAAAAACCAAAAAAAAAAAAUAUAUGUAAUUAAGGGGGUGGAGACAAAAGGGAAAUACAUAGAACAUUUUUCUCCUGGGAAAGAAAUAUAUAAGAAAAGAAAAAAAUCUUUUAACAUAUAUUUAUUUAUUUACUUCUGUUUGCUUA